This is a messenger RNA of Rattus norvegicus (Norway rat), 2396 nucleotides long. It is a transcript of the gene Zfp64, whose product is annotated as zinc finger protein 64. Bases 81 to 2117 code for a protein of 678 amino acids. NCBI's taxonomy places the organism in Eukaryota, Metazoa, Chordata, Mammalia, Rodentia, Muridae. Gene Ontology annotation, cellular component: nucleus. The transcript has 6 exons. The record is from RefSeq and is marked provisional.
GAAAAAUGCAAGGGAAAAGUCUUUGCAUCAUGUAGAGCACGCCGUGGGGCUCCGGGAGUGGCGCCCCAGCGUCUGGGGCCAUGAACGUGAGUGGAGAUGGAGAAAGCUUCUCCGGAUCGGUGCAAAUCCCAGGAGGCACCACAGUGCUGGUAGAGCUGACACCGGACAUCCACAUCUGCGGCCUCUGUAAACAGCAGUUCAGCAAUCUCGAUGCCUUUGUAGCCCACAAGCAGAGCGGCUGCCAACUGACCACCACGCCCGUCACAGCCCCCAGCACGGUCCAGUUUGUGUCAGAAGAGACAGUGCCUGCCACCCCGACCCAGACUGCCACAACGACCAUCAGUUCAGAGACUCAGACUAUCACAGUUGCAGCUCCGGAAUUCGUCUUUGAACAUGGCUACCAAACUUACCUGCCCACGGAAAGCACCGACGACCAGACAGCCACCGUGAUCGCUCUCCCCACCAAGACACGCACCAAAAAACCCACAGCACCCCCUGCUCAGAAGAAACUCGGCUGCUGCUAUCCAGGUUGCCAGUUCAAGACGGCCUACGGCAUGAAGGACAUGGAGCGGCACCUGAAGAUCCACACCGGUGACAAACCCCACAAGUGCGAGGUGUGCGGGAAGUGCUUCAGCCGGAAGGACAAGCUGAAGACGCACAUGCGCUGCCACACGGGCGUCAAGCCCUACAAGUGCAAGACGUGCGACUACGCGGCGGCCGACAGCAGCAGCCUCAACAAACACCUGCGCAUCCACUCGGAUGAGCGACCCUUCAAGUGCCAGAUCUGUCCCUACGCCAGCCGCAACUCCAGCCAGCUCACCGUGCACCUGCGCUCGCACACAGGGGACGCCCCCUUCCAGUGCUGGCUCUGUAGUGCCAAGUUCAAAAUCAGCUCGGACUUGAAAAGGCACAUGCGCGUGCACUCGGGGGAGAAGCCUUUCAAGUGCGAUUUCUGCAAUGUCCGCUGUACCAUGAAGGGGAACCUCAAGUCGCACAUCCGCAUCAAGCACAGUGGGAAUAACUUCAAGUGUCCGCACUGCGACUUCCUGGGUGACAGCAAAUCCACCCUGCGGAAACACAGCCGCCUGCACCAGUCCGAGCACCCGGAGAAGUGCGCGGAGUGCAGCUACUCGUGUUCCAGCAAGGCGGCGCUGCGCGUGCACGAGCGCAUCCACUGCACCGAGCGCCCGUUCAAGUGCAGCUACUGCAGCUUCGAUACCAAGCAACCCAGCAACCUGAGCAAGCACAUGAAGAAGUUCCACGCAGACACGCUCAAGAAUGAGGCUCCGGAGAGGAAGGACAGCGGCAGGCAGAGCAGCCGGCAGGUGGCCAAGCUGGAUGCCAAGAAGACGUUCCACUGUGACAUCUGUGACGCCUCGUUCAUGCGGGAGGACUCGCUCCGCAGCCACAAAAGGCAGCACAGUGAGUACCACAGUAAGAACUCGGACGUGACAGUAGUACAGCUUCACCUUGAGCCCAGCAAGCAGCCGGCUGCGCCCCUCACCGUAGAGCAUCUCCAGGUCCCCCUCCAGUCCAGCCAGGUGUCCCAGUUCAACGAGGGGAGUGUCAAGAUCAUCGUGGGGCAUCAGGUGCCUCAGACGAACGCCAUCGUCCAAGCGGCUGCAGCUGCCGUCAACAUUGUGCCCCCCGCCCUGGUAGCCCAGACCCCAGAGGAGAUCCCGGGGAAUGGCCGGCUACAGAUCCUUCGCCAGGUUAGUCUCAUCGCUCCCCCUCAGUCCUCCGGGUGUCCCAGCGAAGCAGCUGCCCUGAGUCAGCCGACUGUCCUACUGACCACCCAUGAUCAGACGGCGGGGGCUGCCCUGCAGCAGGCCCUGAUCCCCACCUCCCCGACUGAGACCCAGGAAGGCACCGGAAACCCGACGUUCAUUGCCAGUUCUGGCAUCACGUGCACGGACUUCGAAGGCCUUAACGCUCUGAUUCAGGACGGAACUACGGAAGUGACUGUGGUGAGCGACGGGGACCAGAGCAUCGCAGUGGCCACCACGGCACCCUCCAUAUUCUCUUCCCAACAGGAGCUGCCUAAGCAGACUUACUCCAUCAUCCACGGGGCGGCGCACCCUGCCCUGCUCUGCCCAGCUGAUUCCAUACCGGAUUAGUAUGGAGGGAGGGUGAAGGACAAGAGAAACUACAAGAGAAGUACUGUAAGAGGCCCCGGUCCCUCACAAUAAAUUGUAUUUUAUACAGUUUAUGUAAUUUUUUUAACAGGGUAACAAGGUGGAGACCAUCCUCCUUCAAGCUCUUGUGUCUUAAUGGUUACCAAGGCUGACUCCAGUAAGGAUUCAGCAGGGACUGGAUAUGUUUGUUUGUUUUUCCAUGUUUCGGAUUUAAUUUUUUUCAACUGGAAUAAAGGUGUUUGGUUUGGGUUUUCCACCGUA